This is a messenger RNA of Cetraspora pellucida, 2118 nucleotides long. The record is from the annotation of a GenBank genome assembly. NCBI's taxonomy places the organism in Eukaryota, Fungi, Glomeromycota, Glomeromycetes, Diversisporales, Gigasporaceae.
AUGAACUCUACUAAGAAAACAUUUAAGGAAUCAAUUAAUGAAUUAAAAGAAACAGUUUUAGAUCAAUUAAAAGAAAGAGAAUCCUUUGAAGAAAGCAUAACAUUUGACAGAAAUCACUUAGUAGCUAAAGAACAUAUCUGGAAAGACUAUAAAACUCAAGUAGACUAUAGAAUACCAAGAUACUACAGAUCAAAUAGAAAACAAGUCUCAGAAGCAAAGACAUAUUACGACUGGUCAAAGAUAAUUGAAGAUAAAUUAAUUGAUAAUUAUGAUUAUAUUCCAACAGAAUAUAAAAGUAGAAGAAUAUAUUAUUACAAACUAAUAAGUCUCACACCAACUCUAGUAGAAAUAUAUAAUCCAGAAGAAGUAGAAUUAAAAGAAAGAAGUCCAAGAGAAAAAGAAAAACUUUCAAGAAAGAAAACAGAACCAACAUAUGAUAACUGUAUAAUCUGUAAUGAAUUUAGAAAAGUAAAUCAAGUAGAAAAAAUCUGUAAAAGUUGCAAGAUAACAAUUAAUAGAAAAGAAACUAAAAGAAGAAAUCAGGAAUUUCUAGAAUCAGUAAAAUUUCAACAAGAAACAAUACAAAACUGUGAAUAUUGUCUUGAAAGACAUAAAGAGUGUAUAAAGAAAGCAGAGAAAAAACCAGAACAAACUUGUAGAAACUGUACUCGAAGAAGCGAGAACUGUAAAACUAUUUUAAAGAAACAAGGAAAGAAAAGAAAUAGAGAAAAACAAAUCUUAGACAAAAAAAGAAAACCUAAGGAAAGAAGAUUUGAAAAGUGUAAAUUGUGUAGAAGACCACAAUUUCUAGAUUACAAAAACACUUGUAGAAAGUGCAGAUGUAUUAACUGUGCAGAAGAAGGAUUAACCUGUACAUCAGCAGAAAAACAAAAUUAUACAUCUUUAAGAAAAAGCUGUAAUAAUUGUUAUAUUAGAAAAAAGAAGUGUCAGAAAUCACUUACAGACAAACAGUAUCACUAUUGGAAGAAAGAAGAAAAAGAUUGUACUUACAAUAUUAAAACAAAGAAUCGACAAUAUUAUCAUAUGAUAAGAAAAUUGAAAUUAAUGAUAGUAUACUGGAAAAUUCUAUUAGAAAUAAAACGAGCAAUUCAAGAUUAUCAAUCUCAAAUAAUUACAGAAGAAAGCUUAAAAGAAAAGCUAAAUAAAAAUCUGAAAGAUUUACUAACAGGAACAUUAAGACAAUUAGUCUGUAACCUCUUUUAUACAGUAUUAGAAAGAGAAUCUAAAGAACUAACAAAAGUAGUUCAAGAAAUAGAUAGACAAACAGAACCAAGCAAAUUGAACAGUACAAGCGAUAAAUUAAGAAUAGAUUAUAUAAGAGCAAACAUAGAAUUAGGAAGAAUAACAACAUUAGAAAAUUUAGAUAGUUCAAUAACAGAGCAAAAGGAAUGUCUAAAAGAAAUUAUUACUGAAACAUAUAAAGAUAUUGAAGAACAACAGAAGGAUAAAUUAAAACAAUUAUUAGAAAAAUUAUUCCUAAUAAUAAGGAAAGAAUCAACCUUUAAUGGUCUAACAAGAGGAUUAGCAGAGAAAAUACUCAAGAUAAAAACAUGGAUUAAAGAAAAAAAAGAAUCCAAACAAUUUGAAGAUAUUGCAAAAGAAAUGAGCAUAAAUAGUAUCAUAGAUAAAAUGAUAUAUCAAGAAUUACAGCAAACAAUAGAAGAAAGCUUUAAAAGCAUUAAAGCUACAAUAAUAGUAGCAACAGGAGCAAUAGUAGUUGGAAAGACAACUGCAUUAUUAGAAAUAAAAGACUUCUUUAAGAAACAAGAAAUCCAAGAAUUCCAAAAGAAUUUAUUACAAUUAAAAAUAUUGGAAUUAGAAGAAAAAAUUGAUGAAAAGACAAUAAUACUCUUUGAUAGAGCACGAGAAUCUGAUAAACAAAUAUCAGAAGAAUAUCUAGUCGAUAUAUAUGACAGAUAUGAAGAAAUGAUUGAAAUGUCAGAGACAAAACCAACAACAAACAAAGAUUAUCAAGAAGAUAGAAUUAAUCAAGCUAACUUGGUACAAAUACCAACAUAUCUAUAUUGGGUACAACAUAAUGAAUUAACCCAAAUUAAGAAUAAUGAACCUUUAAAACAAUCAGACUUAGAUUGGUGA